AUGUUCGAACUACUGGCGGUUUUAUUCGUUUUCAUAGCCACUUGGGGCUUUUAUUCGACCAUAAAACCUAGGAAGUAUCCACCAGGUCCAGUGUGGUACCCAUUCGUCGGCAGCGCCCCUAUAGUGAAAAAACUGGCCAUUCAAUUGGGCGGUUUGCAUAAAGCAGUUCAAAAAUUGAGCGAAACCCACAAAACCGACAUAUUAGGGCUAAAAUUGGGCGACAAGAACACCGUAAUCGUAUCGAAUUAUGCCCUUCUGAAGGACAUAUUAUGGAAGGAAGAAUACGCAGGACGACCGGACGACAUUUUCAUAAGGCUGCGAUGUUUGGGUCAGCUAAAAGGUAUCACAAUGACCGACGGCAGCUUCUCCAGAAUACAAAAGAAAUUCGUGAAGACCCAUCUCCGGGAGCUCGGCUUCGGCAAGGAGCGCAUGGAGGAGCUGAUAAACGAAGAGUCUUCCGAGCUGAUGGAAAUCCUCGAGAAACUCGAGGACCAAGGCAUCGAUUUCACCAAAAUCCUGCCUCUUUCGGUCAUGAACGUCCUCUGGGCCAUCGCCGCUGGCACGAGAAUGGACAGAUACGAUAACAGGCUCAUCACCUUGCUGAACACCAUGCAGGAAAGGUCCAGAUUAUUCGACCUGUCAGGAGGACUCCUGAAUCAAUUUCCCUGGUUGAGGUUCGUCGCGCCGGAAAUAAGCGGCUAUAAUUUGAUCACAAGGUUGAAUAAAAAUCUGAAGGAAAUAAUCAUGGAGUCGAUUGAGGAGCACAAGAAAUCGUGGAUACCGGGACAAGAUAACGACCUAAUUUACGCUUUUAUUAACAAAAUGAACGACACGAACGACGAUAACAGCACGUUUACAGAAGACCAAUUAGUGAUGAUAUGCCUCGAUUUGUUCAUCGCCGGUUCGGUGUCUACCAGCAACACUCUUGGCUGCGCCUUCCUGUUUAUGAUACUGAACCCGGAAAUCCAAUCGAAAGUGGCCGAAGAAGUGGAGAGGGCCUUCGCGAAGAACGAAAACAUCCAUUACAAGGAGCGCAAUCGAGUUCCGUACGUAGAGGCGGUGUUGAACGAAGUGCACAGAUUCUCCACCAUUGGCCCCAUCGGGGGGCCCAGAAGGGUCACGUCCGAUGUUAAACUGGGCGAUUACGAAAUACCAAAGAACACCAUGGUCUUGUACAGCAUAUACUCAUGCCACAACGACAAGGACUACUGGAAGGACCCGGAGGUUUUUCGACCGGAAAGAUUCCUCACACCCGAAGGAACACUUAUCAACCACGAGAGAUUCAUGCCCUUUUCAAUAGGUAUACGAAGGUGCUUGGGGGAAGUUCUGGCCAGAAGUUGCGUAUUUACGUUCUUCUGCGAAAUAAUUAGGAAUUAUGAAGUUAUCGCGUAUCCCGGAACGAAACCAACGGGGAAAUUGAUAGCGGGUAUGUUAACCGGCCCAGAAAGUUACAUGGCCAAGUUAGUUAAGCGAAAUAAACAAAAUAAUUCGAUCAUAUAUUAA
Molecule: messenger RNA, 1503 nt
Organism: Phyllotreta striolata
Lineage: Eukaryota; Metazoa; Arthropoda; Insecta; Coleoptera; Chrysomelidae
Source: the annotation of a GenBank genome assembly